Racocetra fulgida is the source of this 1434-nucleotide messenger RNA. The record is from the annotation of a GenBank genome assembly. Lineage: Eukaryota; Fungi; Glomeromycota; Glomeromycetes; Diversisporales; Gigasporaceae.
AUGUCGGCUUUUCUCGGUAUCCCACCUGCAGUGCUUACAGAUUCUUAUAAGCCUACCCACGCGUUUCUGUACCCUGAAGCUAUCAAGGUUCCUUUAAUAAUAUUUUUUAAAGGUGGCAUUUUCGGGUAUAAUGGUGACAAAGAGGACACUCGCUUAUUAUUUUAUGGGAUCCGAUAUAUAAUUGAAAAUUAUAUUUCUGUGAAAUGGACUUUGCAAGAUGUUGAAUUGGCAGGAAAAUUUUAUGCAACUCAUAAUGUUGGUUACUCUAGCUUUCCUUUUCCAAAAGAUUUGUUUCUCAAGUUUAUUAAAGAAAAUGAUGGGUACUUUCCGGUAAAAAUUGAAGCAUUGCCGGAAGGUACUGCUUGCCAUGUGCAUACCCCUGUUUACCAGAUUACAGCAGAAAAAGAAUAUUCAUUGCUGGUUACAUUCUUGGAAACCUUGAUCACAAUGUCUUGGUAUCCUACGACUGUGGCAACACUUUCACGUCGUGCACGUGAUGUAAUCGAGCAAGCAUAUAAUGAUACCGUUGAUGACGAUGUUAGAGAUCUGACUUUGGAAAGUCGAUUACAUGAUUUUGGUUUUCGGGGAUGUACCUCAAUAGAACAAUCUGUAAUUGGAGGUUCCGCUCAUCUGAUUAAUUUCGUUGGAUCUGAUACAAUGAGCGCUGGUUACUAUAUUCAAUUUAAACUCAAUAAUGGAAACCCUGUCGCCUCUUCCAUUCCAGCGACUGAACAUUCCGUUAUGACUGCGCAUAAAACUGAAAGAGACGCUAUUUUGCGCAUGAUCGAUCGGUUCGGUACUGGUAUAUUCGCUUGUGUAAUGGACUCUUUUGAUUAUGCUAACGCGUUAAAUAAAAUUUUGCCAUCAAUUGCGGCUAAAAAGGUUGAAAAGGGUGGUUUCAUGGUUCUUAGACCUGAUAGUGGUGAUCAAGUAGAAGUGGUUUUGAUGGCACUCAGGUAUAUUAAAUCGUUAUAUGCUAUUUAUGCAUUAAAUGGCAAUGUUGAUUCUGCUGAUAAAGUGUUUGGAAGUGAUGCAAAUAAAAAAGGUUAUAAAGUCAUUCGAGGUUGCAGUGUCAUUCAGGGUGACGCUGUUACCAUCGAAUCCAUGAAAAAAAUUUUGCAUGCAGCUAAAGAAGCUGGAUAUGCGGCACAAAAUAUCGCAUUUGGCAUGGGUGGUGGACUGCUACAGAAAGUACCAAUUGUUUAUCCUAAAGAGGUUUGUCCUGAAAACGAUCCUGAAAAUCUCCUACGUGUGGUUUAUGAUCACGGUAAAAUAAUUGAAUGGGAUGAUUUUAAUACUAUUCGAGAACGUGCGGCUAAAGAAUGGUCAUGUUUACCGCGUUCCUAUGAUAACAUUAGUCCGGAACUUAAAGCGAAAAUUUCAAAAUGCCUUCAGGAGAUUAAAAGUAGAUUGGAAAUGGAAAUGGCAAUGUAA